Protobothrops mucrosquamatus (brown spotted pit viper) is the source of this 856-nucleotide messenger RNA. Its product is annotated as ephrin-A5-like. Gene Ontology annotation, biological process: regulation of actin cytoskeleton organization; regulation of cell-cell adhesion; axon guidance. Gene Ontology annotation, molecular function: ephrin receptor binding. Lineage: Eukaryota; Metazoa; Chordata; Lepidosauria; Squamata; Viperidae. Gene Ontology annotation, cellular component: plasma membrane; external side of plasma membrane. The transcript is spliced from 5 exons. The record is from RefSeq and is a predicted model, not a curated record. The coding region runs from base 1 to 714 and encodes 237 amino acids.
AUGAAUUGUUUUAGCUUUACCCAGCACAGUUAUAAUGACAGUAAAACCAGCCUUACAAUUGUUGCAACUAAUAUUGCUGCUGAUAACAAAAGUGCGCUGGUAAAAGUGCCUUGUACUACCUUUCUCAUCUGGCUCUCAUUCCAAACUGUCAGAUUCCAGCGAGGAGAUUAUCAUAUUGAUGUCUGCAUCAAUGACUAUUUGGAUGUAUUCUGUCCUCAUUAUGAGGAUUCGGUGCCAGAAGAUAAGACUGAACGGUAUAUACUUUACAUGGUGAACUUUGAUGGCUACAGCUCCUGUGAUCAUACCUCCAAAGGAUUCAAGAGAUGGGAGUGCAACCGGCCUCAUUCUCCCAAUGGACCAUUGAAGUUCUCAGAAAAAUUCCAACUCUUCACUCCCUUCUCAUUAGGAUUUGAAUUCAGGCCAGGACGGGAAUAUUUCUACAUCUCAUCUGCAAUCCCUGAUAAUGGAAGGAGAGCCUGUUUAAAGCUGAAAGUCUAUGUACGGCCUGCAAACAACUGUAUGAAAACUAUAGGUGUUCAUGAUCGUGUUUUCGAUGUUAACGACAAAGUAGAAAAUUCAUUAGAACCAGCAGAUGAUACUGUACAUGAAUCGGCUGAACCAUCCCGUGGUGAGAAUGCAGCUCAGACCUUAAGGAUAUCCAGUCAGCCUUUCACAACUCUACUGUUCCUUCUAGCAAUGCUUUUGACGUUAUAGCACAUAUUCUAGCAAGCUGCCACAGUCAACUUCAGGAUCCUGGAACAUCAAAGAUCCACUUAACUGCUCAUCCCAGCAACGGGACUUUGUAUUGGUUUGCAGAUGUUGGUUUGUUCUCCUUCCCCAGUCUUCUCCCUUUCUC